This is a messenger RNA of Sycon ciliatum, 1722 nucleotides long. RefSeq lists its product as uncharacterized. The record is from RefSeq and is a predicted model, not a curated record. The transcript has a single exon. NCBI's taxonomy places the organism in Eukaryota, Metazoa, Porifera, Calcarea, Leucosolenida, Sycettidae. The coding region runs from base 1 to 1722 and encodes 573 amino acids.
AUGGGCCCAACGCCCAGUGCACCCAGUGAUGACGAGUUGUCCGUCAACUAUGUUCAUGCUUUAUACGGCGAAGGCAGCAUAGACAGCCUGGUCCAGAAUUUCUGGAAUCUGGAGGCAGUCGGUAUGAAGCACGAAGGCACCUACAUCACCUCUGCAGAGAACCUGGCUGAGGAGAUCUUUGAGAAAUCCAUCAGCUUCCAUGAUCAGCGAGUCACCAUUGCAGUCCCAUGGAUCCACAGCAACGGCGAGCCUGGUGUCACCGCUAAUCGCGCCAUGGCAGACCAUCGCCUGUGCAUGCUAGGGAAAACAAUGGACAAGCGUCCAGAGCUGAAGGCAGCAUACGGCAAAGUCAUAUGUAGCCACAUUGACAAAGGCUAUGUGCGCACAGUGUUGGCAGCAGAGGUUGAGGCAGAUGGCGACGACCAGUGGUUCCUGCCGCAUUUCGCCCUUGUACGAGAUGACAAGGCCACCACGAAGGUACGUGUCGUCUUUGAUGCUGCUGCCAAGUAUGACGGCACAUCGAUCAAUGAGUGCAUGUACGCUCGACCCGCUCUGCAGAAUGACCUAGUGAAAGUGCUUCUGCGGUUCCGCAAGGAGCCAGUGAUGCUCACGGCGGACAUUACCGUGAUGUUCCUGCAAGUCGUGCUGGCUGAGCAAGACCGCCGAUAUCAUCGCUUUGUGUGGGACUCACGUGUAUACGAGUUCGAGGGGUUGGUGUUCGGCAUCAAGGCGUCUCCGUACCUGGCAUGCAAGGCGCUACAAGUGGUGUGCCCCGAGACAGCCGACAAGUAUGGCCCUGCCAUGUUGCAGAUCGUUGACCGAGACAUGUAUGUGGAUGAUCUGCUGCGCUCUGCUGUCUCCGUACUGGAAGCCAUCCGCACACAGCAGACAGUACAGGACAUCCUUGAGCAGGGCAGCUUCCACCUCCGCAAGUGGCUCAGCAAUAGCUCGGAGGUGAUGGACGGCGUACCGGAAGCUGACAGCUCACCGCAGCUCGCAGCUAGCAUCAAUGAUCAUGAUAACUGUGUGCUACCAUCAGUCAAGACGCUAGGCGUGAUGUGGUCGGCAGAGGAUGAUACCUUCGCAUUUGAGUUCAAGCCGCCUGCAACAAAGAAGCUGACCAAGCGAGCCGUGCUGAGUAAGAUGGCAUCUAUAUUCGACCCAGGCGGACAACUAGCUCCCUUCACGAUUCGCUCUCGUGUCAUGUUCCAGGAGCUGUGCAUCCUCGGCGUGGGCUGGGAUGAUCCACUGGACGCUGAGCACAUGCGGAGAUGGACAUCCUCGUUUAGCGAGCUGGGAGAUCUGGCGCCGAUCCGUGCGCCGCGCUGCUUCAAGUGUCCGGAUCGCGAGUCGUCUGUCCCUACAUUGUCGCUGCACGUGUUCACGGAUGCUUCAGAUGCCGCCUACACCGCUAACGUGUACGUUCGUGCUGAGUACCCAGAUGGCAAUGUGCGCGUGACCCUAGCACUCGCCAAGGCGCGUCCAUGUCCCAUUAAGAAGAUGUCGAUCCCGAAGCUGAAGCUGGAGCUGAAGGGUGCUAUGCUUGGUGUUUGCCUGGCCCAGACAGUGAAUGACGCGCUAGAUCUGCCGAAGGCUGAUGCCACCUACUGGUCCGACUCGAUGAACGUGCUUCGUUGGGUGAGAACACAUUGCAGAAAGUUUAAAGUCGACGUGGGCAACCGGGUAGCUGAAGUACAAGAGUAUUUAGCUGGCAGCCAGUGA